AUGCCUCAAAUGGACUUGGGAAUGAAUGGCGCCGAGCCGAACGUCAUGAGCCGGCCGCCGCACAUCCUGAAGACGGGCGUGUUCAACCUCGAGCUCAUUGUUGAUAUGGUCGUCUACGGAAGCUGGAUGGCUACACUGUGUCUUGCCUCCUUUGUUUUUGUGGCGUAUGGCUUUGGAAACGGCGACCUGGGCAAGAACUGCAACAACUCGCACUCGGAGCGAUGUUACCUCGUCUUCCGGGCACGCGCGACGACCUUUGUGUGUCUGAACUCGUUCGCCCUCUUCCUCGCGUGGGAAAUGGUCAAUUUCCGGAGGUCUUUCUUCCGUCAGAAACCGCGUUGCACCGGCUACCGCUGUUGCUACGUCUUCUACUCCUGGUGGGAAGACAGCCGAAGCAGCCUAUUCUUGUUCUGGGCCAUCAUCGCUGGAUUCCAUGAGGGCAUCACGUGGGAAUGGGGCGUUUUCCUUGUCAAGGCGGCUCUCUUUUUCGCCGAAUGUGAGGCAUGGAAAUGGGCCAAGCAUGUCUUCUUCAGAAGACGGGCUAAGAAGCAGCGCGGAGGCGAUUCACUUGACGAUCGCAGAUACUUCGACAUGCCUAUAACCGUGAACUCCAUUUUCGACACCACCCUCAGCAAGCAGCAACAAUGA
Molecule: messenger RNA, 648 nt
Organism: Paraphaeosphaeria sporulosa
Lineage: Eukaryota; Fungi; Ascomycota; Dothideomycetes; Pleosporales; Didymosphaeriaceae
Product: calcium ATPase
Exons: 3
Coding region: 1-648 (215 amino acids)
Source: RefSeq, a predicted model, not a curated record